AUGUCUGAAUGUCUCCAGAUCUCACUUGCUGUUUGUAGACUUGGCAUCCGCACGUGUUUCCGAGCGCUGUGCUGCAAGGGACCCCCGCCCGCGCGCCCCGAGUAUGACCUCGUCUGCAUAGGCCUCACGGGCUCCGGCAAGACCAGCCUGCUGUCCCGGCUCUGCAGCGAGAGCCCCGAGCACGUCGUGUCCACCACCGGUUUUAGUAUAAAGGCAGUGCCCUUCCAGAACGCCGUCUUGAAUGUGAAGGAGCUCGGAGGGGCCGACCACAUCCGCAAGUACUGGAGCCGCUACUACCAGGGCUCCCAGGGCGUGAUCUUCGUGCUGGACAGCGCGUCUUCGGAGGGCGACCUGGAGACGGCCCGCAGCGAGCUGCACUCGGCCCUGCAGCACCCGCAGCUCUGCACGCUGCCCUUCCUCAUCCUCGCCAGCCACCAGGACAAGCCGGCCGCCCGCUCCGCCCAGGAGGACGGAGCUCGGAUGCCGUGUGAUCUCACCGGCUGUGAAGCAGACACGCCACUCCCCGGAGGCUCUGUUGCCGAGAAGUGUGUUAUCAGAGCCUCGAGAUGUGACCAGGGGCCCUCAGGGGAGACGGCCCCUCGUUCCCUCACCCACCGCUGCGGGCCUGCUGACGCCUACCUCCCGCCGGCCCCGGGUAAAAGAAGAGCAGAGCUCUUUCACAAACAUCUCGGUAACGAGUUUGUGUUUGUUACAAAGCGUCUCCUCACCCUCGAGCCCCAGUCCCCCGUGCAGAAUGGCGCUCCCUGCUCCUGGCUCCUGCCCAGCUGCUUGGGAGCCCGCAGGCCUGUCCGGCUCCUCUGCGGCCACCAUCAGCCCCUGGUGCAGGGGGAAGUGGUGUUUGUGUCUGCACUGCUGCCGGCAGCCCAGUCCCUGCGCGUGGAGGUGCCCAGUGCUGCCUCUCGACGAUCUGAUGGGACCCUUCCCCUCGCCACCUCGCGAGCCGAGGUCCCCAGCAUCUUCUGUUCAGUGUUCGUUGCAAAGUCCCUGCGAGCGGCCGUGAGA
This is a messenger RNA of Myotis lucifugus (little brown bat), 1023 nucleotides long. RefSeq lists its product as uncharacterized. The record is from RefSeq and is a predicted model, not a curated record. The transcript has 8 exons. The annotation marks the transcript as partial. Gene Ontology annotation, molecular function: GTPase activity; GTP binding. NCBI's taxonomy places the organism in Eukaryota, Metazoa, Chordata, Mammalia, Chiroptera, Vespertilionidae.